Ochlerotatus camptorhynchus is the source of this 4099-nucleotide messenger RNA. RefSeq names its product putative ATP-dependent RNA helicase DHX57. Gene Ontology annotation, cellular component: intracellular anatomical structure. Lineage: Eukaryota; Metazoa; Arthropoda; Insecta; Diptera; Culicidae. Bases 122 to 3964 code for a protein of 1280 amino acids. The record is from RefSeq and is a predicted model, not a curated record. The transcript is spliced from 3 exons. Gene Ontology annotation, molecular function: helicase activity; metal ion binding; RNA binding.
UCGUAGCUCGUUUCAUUUUCUUCGCGUGAACUGUGCGUCACGAUUUUUCAUCUUUUCCAUCCGGGAUCAGUGAUUUGCGUUUGAUUUCAAGUCAAUUUUCCAUUUUUGAAGACCCCGCAGGAUGAACGGCGAAAGCAAACAGUUGCUGAGCGAUUGCUUUCUGCGGACAAUCGUGGAUCCCCGUUCGACGAAUGCUCCGAUUGAACCUCCGCCGACGAAGGCCCCGGUCAAGGUGGAGCUGCAGGUCCUUCGGCUGAAGCUGGACUCACAGAAUAUGGUAAUGGACACGCUGAGGACGAUCCACGGAGAUUCCUUCCAGCUUGGUGACAUUUCCAAGUACGAAGACAAAGGUGGCCGGAUGAAGAAGUCAUACUGGCAGGACCGGGGGAAUCUGGUCAUUCAGGGUGGAUGCGAUUUCUCGGAUGUGAAGAAGACGGGGAAUUCGAACGAGGAUAAGUUCCGAAUGUAUGCGUUGAUUAAACUGGCCAGCUAUGGAUUUGCCAAGAAGCACUGCGAGGAAGCGCUAGAUCAUUGCAAGGGGGAUGUGGAUGAUGCGCUGGCGCUGUUGUUUGAAAAGUACUUUCCACCGCCGGUGGAUUUGGUGUAUCAGGAGUGUGACUUUGGGGAAGAAGAGCUCCACCAGAUGAGAGCGGAUGAGAAGGAAGCGAUGGAAUCGAUUUACGAUAAGUUGUUCGUUGAGAAGGAAAGGAACCGGGUAUGGCUGUUGAAGUUCAAAAUUGACCAUUUGAUGGCGCACAGUCCUUCGGAAAUGAAGAAGAUGGAACAGCAGAAGACGAAACAGGUGGAGGAGGAAGAACGCAGGAGGCAACAGAUUGGUCGGAAGAAAAAGCCGAAGAAGGAACCGUGCUGGAAUUUCGCUAAAGGGAAGUGCAGGUACGGAAAUAAGUGUUACUUUUCGCAUGGACCGGAUUCCGAGGGAGAAGAAUCGAACACGAAGGAGAAAAAGGACAAGCCGGAGGAAGAUCCGAAUUGGUUCUUCCUGGAGAUUCGGUUUCCUAAGAAGAGCAAAUAUCCUUACGAGGCACCUUCGGUUUAUUUGAAAACGACUUGCGCGGACAUCCCUCAGCAGUUGAUGUUGAGGAUUUGCAGGAGACUGGUACAGGAAUCGAUUACCAUUACCCAGGAAGGAAUGCCGUGUGUGUACUCCAUAGCGGAAUUGCUUCAGAACGAUGAGGAAAUUGAGAAGUUUAUCGAGUUGGAUCGAUAUCAAUUUCCAGAUCCUAGGCGUUCGCUUUUCUAUCAACCGGAAGUAGACGAAAUGAACAAUCUAAAAAUCGAAGAUCUCCCGACUCACCAUCAGAAGGGCACCACGAACCGUUCGUCCGGACCGAGAUCCAAUCCAGAACAACUGCGGAAAGAGGAUUUGAACAUCAUCCGGAAGUUCAUGGACAAACAGACCAACACUGCCUACAAAGAUAUGCUACGGCAUCGGAAGCAACUGCCGGCGUGGAAUAAAAUGUCCGACAUUAUAGCCGCGAUGGAAUGCAAUUCGGUGCUGGUGAUCAGCGGAGAAACAGGUUGCGGUAAAUCCACCCAAGUGCCUCAGUUCAUCCUGGACAAUUGGCUAUACCAGUCUUCGAAGAUGGACGGCAAAGUUCCUCACGUUGAAAUUAUCUGCACCCAACCAAGAAGGAUUUCGGCGAUUGGAGUUGCAGAGCGUGUGGCGGACGAGCGGGUUGAAAAGAUUGGCAAUACCGUCGGUUAUCAGAUCCGGUUGGAGAAUAAGAUUUCCUCGUCUACUCGGCUAACCUUCUGCACGACGGGAAUCUUGCUGCGACGGUUGCAGUCGGAACCCAUGUUGAACAAUGUGACUCAUAUCCUGGUAGAUGAAGUGCACGAACGUUCCGAGGAAUCCGACUUCCUGCUGCUCAUCCUGAAGCAACUACUGGAGAAGCGUUCUGAUCUCAAGGUGAUUCUCAUGUCGGCCACGCUGAAUUCAAAUCUUUUUUCGUCCUACUUCGGUGAUGUUCCGGUAUUGGACAUUCCCGGAAGAACCUUCCCCGUGGAGCAGCUUUUCCUGGAGGAUAUCCUGGAGAAGAGUGGGUUCGUGUUGGAGGCUGACUCGCAGUUCUGUCGAAAACUGCGGAAAGGCGAAGAGGAACAACUGUUACAGGAACUGGAAUACUCAGAUGUGAAAGCGGCCAACGCUGCCCCGGCCAAAUCGAUCAAGGAUGAGAACCUAAAGAUGACUGAUAUGUUCGCCAGAUACUCGGAUUACUCCAAACCAACCUGCAAAACUCUCUACCUGUUGGAUCCGCUCCGCAUCAAUCCGGAACUGAUAGAACACGUCCUGCGAUACAUAGUUGAGGGAACCGAUCACGGUUGGCCCCAGGAGGGAUCCAUCGUCAUUUUCCUCCCUGGUCUAGCCGAGAUUCAAACCAUUCACGAAGCCCUAACCGAUAGCAAGCUGUUCGGUCCUCGGGAAGGCAAAUUUAUCCUUGUCCCACUGCACUCCACUCUCAGCAACGAAGAGCAAGCGCUGGUCUUCCGGAAGGCACCCAAGGGAAAGCGGAAAAUCGUUCUCAGUACCAACAUUGCCGAAACGUCCGUCACCAUCGAUGAUUGCGUGUUCGUGAUCGAUUGUGGCCAGAUGAAGGAGAAACGGUUCGACUCGAACCGGAACAUGGAAUCGUUGGAUGUUGUGUGGGUCUCCCGGGCCAAUGCCCUCCAGAGGAAGGGUCGAGCCGGGCGUGUCAUGCCAGGAGUCUGCAUCCAUUUGUUCACGAAACCUCGCUUCACCAAUCACAUCCUCGGUCAACCGGUGCCGGAAAUUCAUCGGAUACCACUGGAACCGUUGCUGCUGAGAAUCAAAACGCUGGAAACUUUGCAAGGAAGCUCGCUGAAAGAUGUUCUUAUGGGAACUAUCGAACCACCUUCGGAAGAGAACAUUGAAGCGGCCAAGAAGCGACUAAUUGAUGUUGGCGCGUUCGAUCUGGACGAACAAUUGACGUCCCUCGGACACCAUCUAGCUGCACUACCGGUCGACGUGCGGAUAGGCAAACUUAUGCUUUUCGGUGCAAUCUUCCAGUGUCUGGAUAGCGUCCUAACGAUCGCCGCUUGUCUCAGCUUCAAAAGCCCCUUCGUAUCGCCUUUCAGCAAACGGGACGAAGCCGACAGUCGCAAACGUCAGUUCGGAAUUGCCAACAGUGACCACCUAACGAUGCUAAAUGCCUACCGGAAAUGGAAAGAAACUACCAAACGAAGCAGAUAUGCAGCGCAUUGCUACGCCGAAGAGAACUACCUUUCCUCGAAAACGCUUCAAACGAUCGGAGAAAUGAAGUACCAAUUCCUGGAACUGCUCGUCUCAAUCGGUUUCGUUCCUACCGAUCUCAGUGGACGGCGGGGGAAGUUCGUCAAAGACGAACUGCUCGAACUAACCGGGAUGGACAUCAACGCCAACGGAGAAAACAAUCGCCUUCUAGCCGCAAUUCUUUGCGCCGCGUUAUACCCGAACGUAAUCAAAGUCCUGACUCCGGAAAAAUCCUUCAUCAGCGGAGCUGGAGGCGCCGUCCCAAGACUCCCCCAAGCAUCCGACCUCCGCUUCAAAACCCAGCAGGACGGCUACGUAAACCUGCAUCCCUCGUCGAUCAACUCCAAAACCGGCCACUUCAAUUCCCCUUACCUGGUCUAUCAGGAGAAGGUGAAAACCUCCCGAAUCUACAUCAGGGAAACGACCAUGGUCCCACUGCUGCCGAUGGUGCUGUUCUCCGGAAGUGAUUUGCGAAUAGAACUGCAUGGAGGCGACUUUGUGAUACUACUGGAGGACGGAUGGAUUGCACUGCAGGCCGAAACGCACCAGGUGGCGGAGAUGAUGAAGUUCCUGCGGCUGGAGCUGGCCAAGAUGCUGGAACUGAAGAUUAGCGAUCCGCUGUUGAACCUGACCAAUCACGAACAUGGGCGGAAGGUGAUCGGAACGAUUGUGCAGUUGAUUACGAAGGAGUAGUAGGUAGUAGUAGAGUGGCUUUCGGCUGUUUUAGAUAGAUGAAAACACGUGGAAAUAUAUUGUUUUAAAAUGUAACCUGGUAGUACAUAAUACCUAGUUACAUAUAUGUAUGCAUAUAAUGUUGUACUAACGAAC